UGGGUAACUUGUAAAAGUAUUUUAUGAGUUAGUGUGUGUGUGUGUGUGGAUGUUUUUAUUUUCUUACAGAAAGUGAUAGAGAGAAUCCCACGCCUCCAAUCCCCAAUCACUUCUCAACUUUGCAACCUAACCCCCCCUCCCCUUUCUUCCUUCACCCAAUUAUUUUUAUUUUUCUAUUUCACUUACUAUCGUUUCUCAUCUCUUCCUCUCCUCCAUCUUCCUCUAAUUAUUACAAACCCCCCUCCCUCCUAAUUUUAUAUUUUUAUUCAAUUCCAUAUUUUUAUUCUUUUUUUUUUUUUUUUUUUGGAGAGUUUUGGCUAAGCUUAAGCUAUGGCGGAGGGUUUUGAAGUUUACGGCCAUGUCCCACAACAAAGCCGGAGAGACAAGCUUAGAAUUGGAAUUGGUAAUACUAUUUCUACUAAUCAAAUUCAUCAUAAUCAUCAUCAUCAUCAUCAUAAUAAUUUCUUCCCUUUAUAUCAUGAUCCUUCUUCUUUUUUUUCACCCGAUUUUGAUGAUUUUCAUCAAAACCCCUCCUCUAAUUUUCAACUUUUUCAUCAUAAUUACCCUUCCUCCGCCCUCCCUCCUCUCCCCUCCGACCAACAACCACCACCCUUAUCCCUUGACCUUAACCUCCAACACCGUUACGCCUCCUUUCGUUCCACUUCCCUUUUAAAAACCUCUAAAUUCUUCAAGCCAGCUCAGCAACUCCUCCAUGAUUUAUUUGAUUACGCCGCCCCUAACAUCUCCGACGACAAGCUCCUGCCGGAUUCCGCCGUUUUUGACUCCUUGGAAGGUGAUAUUCCCAUCGCCCCCGCGGCUGAUGAAACCCACACCACAAAAUCUAGGCUUAUUACCAUGCUUCACGAGGUUUAUAGAAGAUAUAAGCUAUACUAUCAGCAAAUGCAAGCAGUGGUUACGACAUUUGAGUACGCUGCAGGGCUUGGCAAUGCAGCUCCCUAUGCAAACUUAGCCAUAAAAGCCAUGUUUAAGCACUUCAGAUUCUUAAAAAAUGCCAUAGCCGACCAGCUCCAAUUCAACAAGCAACAGCAGCAGCAACCAAACCCUUAUUCUCAAAGAUCUAUUCACAACCACAGUCCCGGAUUUCUUGAUCACCAACCUGUCUGGCGCCCGCAGAGAGGCCUCCCCGAGAGCGCCGUCACCAUCCUCCGAGCUUGGCUCUUUGAGCACUUCCUUCAUCCUUAUCCUACGGAUACAGAUAAGCUCAUGUUGGCCAACCAGACUGGACUCUCGAGAAGUCAGGUAUCAAACUGGUUCAUCAAUGCAAGAGUGAGACUUUGGAAACCAAUGGUUGAAGAAAUCCAUAUGUUAGAAACAAGGCAAGCUCAAAAAUCUCAGCAAAAGGAAGACAAGAACAACAAUAACAACAAUAUUGAAAAUAAUAGUGCCUUAAACAACAUCAACAACAACAACGAUCCUCUUUCCUCCACAAAUGAAUCCUUACUAAAACCUCACCACAACAAUAAUGCAUCUUCUUCAAACCACCACCACCAUCCUUCUCUAGAUUUGUCCAACACCAAUUUCUUUCCCACCCACCACCCUCACGCCGCCCCCGGCAACAUUUCCUUAACUCUCGGCCUCCACCAGAACCACCCUGGCGGUAUCGCUCUCACGGAGCCAUUUCCCAUCAAUGCAGCUCAUCAUUUUAACCUUGGCUUAGAAGCCAACGGUGAAGGGUUUGUAAAUGAGUGGUUUUGAUUGAUGCAAAUCAUAAUAUAUGUGGAUGUUGGCUAACGAUGUUCAAUUUUGAACAUCAUGGGCAGCUAGCUAGGGUUAUUUAAUUCAGACAUAAUAUAUAUAAAUAUACUGACAAAUUUUGAGCUACUUUGUAAGAAUUAAUUUAUAUAAUCCGAGGUGAAAUUGGAGUUAUGUCACAUUUGUGUUUCUUUGUAAUAUUGAAUAUUACUUUGUCAUAAAGCUCUGAAUCUGCCUAUAGGCAACGUGUAUGUGUAUGUGUAUAUAUUAUAUAAAGUGUUUAUAUAUUA
Molecule: messenger RNA, 2003 nt
Organism: Cucumis sativus (cucumber)
Lineage: Eukaryota; Viridiplantae; Streptophyta; Magnoliopsida; Cucurbitales; Cucurbitaceae
Product: BEL1-like homeodomain protein 9
Exons: 4
Coding region: 331-1716 (461 amino acids)
Biological process (GO): regulation of transcription by RNA polymerase II
Molecular function (GO): DNA-binding transcription factor activity, RNA polymerase II-specific; RNA polymerase II cis-regulatory region sequence-specific DNA binding
Source: RefSeq, a predicted model, not a curated record